UCUCCUGCCUCCAUCUUCCAGCCCCCUGGAUCUGCUGGGGCUCUACCUCACCCCGGCCUCCUGGGACCCUUCAGUGCCCAUUCCAGGGGGACACCCCGUGCAUGGCUCCCUGCCCCAAGAAUCACCCUGGGAGCCCCGCUGGCAUAGCCCCUCCCUCACCCUGGUAGUGCCGGUGGGACAGGAGCCGAAGUGUGGACAGGGACAGGGGUGGCACCUGUCCAGGAUCAGCCCGGGGUCAGCAGCAGGGGGAGAUGAGCAGCCCCCCAGCCUUCUCCAGCGUCCGCAUCUCCGGCUGCUGGGCCCUUGGGCCAGAUGGCGGUAACAGCAGUGCUGAGUCCCUGGACCGGCUGUAUCCCGCCGUGGGCUCCACCAAGCCCCCCCGCAAGCGGACCACCAGCCAGUGCAAGUCCGAGCCCCCGCUGCUGCGCACCAGCAAAAGAACCAUCUACACCGCGGGCCGGCCACCCUGGUACAACGAGCACGGCACACAGUCCAAGGAGGCCUUUGUCAUAGGACUGGGAGGAGGCAGCGCCUCUGGGAAGACCACAGUGGCCACCAUGAUCAUUGAAGCUCUUGAUGUCCCCUGGGUUGUUCUGCUGUCCAUGGACUCCUUCUACAAGGUGCUGACCAAGCAGCAGCAGGAGCAAGCAGCCAGCAAUGACUUCAACUUUGACCACCCCGACGCCUUUGACUUUGACCUCAUCAUCGCCACCCUGAAGAAGCUGAAGCAAGGCAAGAGCGUCAAGAUCCCCAUCUACGACUUCACCACCCACAGCCGGAAGAAGGAAUGGAAAACCCUCUAUGGUGCCAAUGUGAUUAUCUUCGAAGGCAUCAUGGCAUUUGCAGACAAGGAGCUCCUGAAGCUCUUGGAUCUGAAGAUAUUCGUGGACACGGACUCGGACAUCCGCUUGGUGCGCCGCCUGCGCAGGGACAUCAGCGAGCGUGGCCGGGACAUCGAGGGUGUCAUCAAGCAGUACAACAAGUUUGUCAAGCCUGCCUUCGACCAGUACAUCCAGCCCACCAUGAGACUGGCAGAUAUUGUUGUCCCCCGAGGGAGUGGAAACACUGUAGCCAUCGACCUGAUUGUUCAGCAUGUCCACAGCCAGCUGGAAGAGCGUGAACUCAGUGUCAGAGGAAGCUGCGCUGGGAUAUGUGAGGAGACAAAUGCUUAUGGCAGUGUUUUGGUUGUGGCACUAACGGUGGGGAGUGGGCGAGGGCUGUGCAGGGUGAGCUGCCUCACUAACCUGGGUGGGGGAUCCUGGGGCAGACAGCUCAUGGGGUCCUGCUUUGCUGGGGCUGUGUGGGCCAGACAGAGGUGGGGGUGCUUGAAAGAGAAGCUUUAUCCCAAAAAUGGGACCUGUUUCCCCAGAAGGCACCAUGGAGAGACCCCCCACAACACUGAGUGGCAUCCAAGCAGGGGGGUAUCGAGACUUCCCUGCCCCCACACUGCAUGGGUGUUGAAGGAAGGUGUGGAAAACUUGGUGACAAUGCUGACAGCAUUUCUGGGGGGUCUGUUGACAGCUCAGGAUGCUGGGGAGGUGUUCCCACUGCUCAUGGAGGUUGGAAAACCCUUGGCAUCUGUGGCAGGGAGCAGGAGUAAGAUCACACCGUGACAGGAGAGGGGCUGCCCAUACCACUGGCAUGGUGGGAUGCUGUGACAUGGAUCUGGCAGUGAUGGAGGGGAAAAGUUCCAGUGGCAAGCUCAGUCCUGUGCUCCUUGCUGAGCUGUGGUGAUGGGAGAUGACCCAAGCAGCUCCUCUGGUUUAGAUAACAGCAGUUUGUCACCUGGGCAAACCCAGCCGUGUGUGGCCCUGUGUCAGGACCCUCUCUGCCCCACAAAGCAGGUGAGCUGGCAGCCCCCAUGCCAGCACCAGCACCUGCCCAAGGCAGGGCUCACACCCUCACCACCACAUGUGUUGGCAUCCCAGGGGCUGAGAGGGGUUUAGGCAGGGCUGUGUCCCCAGGCCAGCUUUGGCAGGAGGAGGGAAGGGAGAGCUGUGGGGGCAGAGCUGUGGGUGCUGCCAGCAGCACAGCCCUGGCAUGGGAGCAUCUCUGAGGGCUUCUAACCCACGGGACAGCGACUAACGGAGUGAGCUCGCUUCACUGACAGCAGGGCCAGGGCCUUGAGGGCUGCUUGUCCCAAACAGCAAUGGGGUCUGCACACAACGGGCAAGCCCAUGAGGGAGCCACAACCCAUCCAUGCUCUCUGCAUGGCUGCCAGCUGUCCUGGCUCUCUGGAGCGUUCCCUGCAUGGGGGCUUUUGGCUGCUACUCAGGACUGGUAAAGCAAGAAGGAGCCCUUAAGUACCCACAGGCCUUGGGAAUGUCUCGUUUGGUGUUGGUUGGCCAAGACCAGGAGAUGGCUAUGUGGAUGGAGGCCUCAAGCAAUGCCCUCCUCCAUGCCUAUCCAUCUUCUCUGUCUUCCUCUCUGCUUGCGUGCCUCUGUGUGCCAUUAAUCCAGGUUUCUGCUUGAUUUGAAAUCUUAAUCAUUCAGUGCUUUCAUUUGCUCUCUUCUCUGCCUCCCCACCAUCUGUGUUUUUUGCUGGAUGCAGCCGCUGGCACGUGUGUGAUCUGACGUGUGGCUUUCCAACCCCAGCCCUCCUCCCAGACAAAGUAGCUUGUCCAUCCUGCCCAGCCUUAUGGAAGCCAAAUGUGACCUUCUCAUUACUGCUGCUCUCACAGGGAGAAGUGACUAAUGGGGCUCCAUUGUGCACUUCGCCAUGAAUGGUGUUCCCUUGAUCCCAGAAUAGCUCCCAGCCCUAUUCGUUAUGUGGAAUGAGUCACACAGAGCCAGUCCUGUCCAGCCAUAGAGUCUUGAAGCUGUUCCCAAUUUGGAAUGGGCCAAGUGGUCUCUAAAAUAGUCACAUUCCAGAUAUGUGCCAGUGCUGCCAGCCUGGCUGCCUGUCCAAUUCCUGGUGACAUCUGGCACUUGUAGGUCACAAAUGAUCACAACAGCCCUUUCUCACCCCAUGAGUCCAAGAUCCAUCAACAGAUAAGAUUCUGGAAUAGGAGAAGAUUUUGACUUCUUCUACUUUCUUCCCAAACAGUGGGAACCAAGAUGGGCCAGCCACCUUCAGAGAAUCUGUGGCUGCCCCAUCCCUGCAAGUGUUCAAUGCCAAGAUGGAUGAGGCUUGGAUUAACCUGGUCUAGUGGAAGGUACCCUUGCCCAUGGCACAGGGUUGGAACAAGAUGGUCUUUAAAAUCCUUUCCAACCCAAACCGUUCUGUGGUCCUGGGUCAGCUGCCCAGCAGGAAGGGCAGGUCCUUGGGCUGCAAGGUCUCCCUAACUCCAGUGACCCUGGUUUGUGGAUGCAGGUCCCUUUGCCAUGGCAGGGACCAGGCAGGGCUGGCUGCUCGCUCAGUUCAGCUGGAUAGCCUCUGUGUGUGUUUGCAGUGUGAGAUGACAUCUGGGAGGAUGGCUCUGGCCAUGUGCUGUGCUCCAGCCCUCGGGCAGCCUGCCCCAGACCUUCUGACAAUGUGUUUGGU
Molecule: messenger RNA, 3484 nt
Organism: Cyanistes caeruleus (blue tit)
Lineage: Eukaryota; Metazoa; Chordata; Aves; Passeriformes; Paridae
Source: RefSeq, a predicted model, not a curated record